AUGCAUAGUGGCCCCCUUUAAUGGGAACCGUGAUGCGCACUACCUAAUCUAGUGCUAUCUGUCUACCAUGGCUGCCAUGUCAAUUCACUACACAAUUGUGGCUUUAUCACACACCACACCGUUGUCUCCGGCGCAUUUCCAGCCCUCGGUCCUAAUCCUGUAGGUAAAUAAUUAGUCACCACUUAGAAAGCCCAAUCUGAUGAUUUCAACAUUGCCCCGCUGUCGAUUCCUCCUACUACUACCGUGACACAAGUACAUAUUCAAUGGACGAAGUUGGAGGGAAAAAAAAACUACCAGCACCCCUCUCUCGUGCUUACCAGAGUCUCCAAGCCAGCUAGCCUCCUCCGCUCUGUUUUUUGGAGAAAUGAGCCCUUUUUGGUAGGAGAGUAAAUAUAUCCUCGCCGUGCUUCACUUGAAUAUCCCAUCAUCUCCACUAGUAAGAAGCCAGCCAGCCCCCCCAUCAUGACGACGACCACCACCAAGCCAUUCGACAUCGCCAUCGUCGGCGGCGGCAUCAGCGGGCUCACGCUGGCCAUCGGCCUCCUGCAGCAGAACGUCCCCGUGACGGUCUACGAGGCCGCGUCCAAGUUCGGCGAGAUCGGCGCCGGCGUCGGCUUCGGCCCGAACGCCGUCCGCGCCCUCGCCCUCAUCAGCCCCGAGCUCCCCCAGAAACUCGACCGCCUCAUCACCUACGGCUGGGAGUCCCAGCGCAUGAACUGGUUCCGCGCGCGGGUCGGCGACGCGCGGAAGGCUGGGCCUGACGGGGUGUUGAGGCAGGAGUGGAAGGGGCAGAAGAAUGAAGGGAAGAAAGUGGGAGACCCCCUUUUCGACGUCGGCUACACCGACGCCGAUGGCGUGAAAGGCGGCGUGCACCGGGCGCACCUGCUCGACGAGCUGCUCAAGCUACUCCCCGCCUCUGUGUCACAUCUUGGAAAGAGGCUGGUCAGCAUCGACCCUGCGGACGACGAAUCCGAAUCAUCAUCAGGGGGAGACGUGGUGCUGCACUUCGCGGACGGGACAUCGGUGCGGCACAGCGCGGUCGUCGGCUGCGACGGGAUCAAGUCCCGGACCAGGGAUAUCCUGCUGAAAGGCGAGGCGAAGGCCGUGUUCUCCGGGAAAUACGCGUACAGGGGCUUGAUACCGAUGGACAAGGCGACGGAGAUGCUGGGCGCGGAGAUCGCGCAGAACUGCCAGAUGUACAUGGGGCAUCACGGCCACCUGCUCACGUACCCGAUCGAGAAAGGGAGGACGAUGAACGUCGUCGCUUUCAGCUCCUGCGACACCUGGUCCAACCCCGACUGGGUGGUCAGCACGUCCAAGGAAAAGAUGCUCUCGGACUUCGCGCACUGGGGGCCCGACGUCGCCGCCAUCAUCUCCGCGAUGGAGAAGCGCGACAUCUGGGCGCUGUUCGACCACCCGCCCGCGCCGACCUACUUCGGCCUGGCCCCGCGCAUCUGCCUCCUCGGCGACGCCGCGCACGCGAGCACGCCGCACCAGGGCGCGGGCGCGGGGAUGUGCAUCGAGGACUGCUACGUGCUGAGUCGCUUGCUGGGGGAGGUGCAGGGUGCAGGGGACAUCGGGAAGGCGUUUAGGGCGUACGAUGCGGCGAGGCGGCCGAGGACGCAGAAGCUGGUAAGCACGAGUAGGGAGGCGGCGAUGCUGUAUGAGUUUGAGCUGGUGGGCGAUGAUCUGGAGGCGAUUGAGGAGAAUUUCACGACGCGCAUGAAGUGGAUCUGGGAUGUGGAUUUGCAGGAGGAGUUGGAGAGGGCGUUUACGAUUCUGAGGAGUUGAUUAGGUAGCUUGGUAUGGCAAGAGUUGGUAGUUUGAGAAAAUAUGGUUCUAUUAUCUAUUUAAUACUACC
Messenger RNA from Hypoxylon fragiforme, 1861 nucleotides. Its product is annotated as mannitol 1-phosphate dehydrogenase. Gene Ontology annotation, molecular function: FAD binding. Gene Ontology annotation, biological process: secondary metabolite biosynthetic process. The transcript is spliced from 2 exons. The record is from RefSeq and is a predicted model, not a curated record. Lineage: Eukaryota; Fungi; Ascomycota; Sordariomycetes; Xylariales; Hypoxylaceae. Bases 463 to 1791 code for a protein of 442 amino acids.